Molecule: messenger RNA, 1292 nt
Organism: Xiphophorus couchianus (Monterrey platyfish)
Lineage: Eukaryota; Metazoa; Chordata; Actinopteri; Cyprinodontiformes; Poeciliidae
Exons: 6
Coding region: 239-1276 (345 amino acids)
Source: RefSeq, a predicted model, not a curated record
AGCAACAGCUUCCUCUGAUUGUCCAAUCAGCAGCUUCCUCUGAUUGUCCAAUCAGCAUCUUCCUCUGAUUGUCCAAUCAGCAGCUUCCUCUGAUUGUCCAAUCAGCAGCUUCCUCUGAUUGUCCAAUCAGCAUCUUCCUCUGAUUGUCCAAUCAGCAUCUUCCUCUGAUGAUCCAAUCAGCAUCUUCCCCUGAUUAUCCAAUCAGCAGCCUCCUCUUCUCUGUGGGCUGCAGGGGCUGAUGGGAGCUUUGGUUCCUCUGCUAGAAACCACGUGGCCCUGGUCUGAUCUCUCAGCUCGUCCUUGUUUGGCCUCAGCUGCAUCAGAGCGCCACUUCUCCCCAGGUUCACCAGAGGAAACUCCACUGCACACAAUGCUUUUCCUCCCAGCUGCUGCUCUGUGCUGGCUGGGUUCAGCGCUGGCUGCCAUGGCAACACACCUGGUUCAGGACGAUUUAACUCUGACCAGGAGAACCGGGCAGAGCGUCUCCUUCAGCUGUGGAGGAACUGGGCAGUGUUAUUAUGAUGAUGAGACAUACUGGUACCAGAAGAAAGAAACAGAAACAUUUAAGAUCAUUUUUCGUUACCAUAGAAGUAGCUGUGCAAUUAUGAACAGGUACGAUCAUCCCCAGAAAAAUGAUUUCUUCUCUGAGAAAAUUCAGAACGGCUGUUCAUUGAAGAUUCAAAAUAUUAGAGAAGAUCAUUCAGCCUCCUACUACUGCGGCUGUUGGAAGUCUGAUUAUCUCUUUGGUUCUGGAACCAAACUGUUUGUAACUGGUGAUCCGGUAGUGAAGCCCAUGGUGAGCGUGUACCCAGCAGCAUCCAGCGCCCGGCGGGGCAGGAGGGGCUUCCUGCUGUGUCUGGCCUCAGGCAUGUUUCCUCCUGAGGUCAAGUUCUCCUGGAAAACACUGGAGGACGAUGGAGAGAAAGAUCUGACCUCUGGAGAGCAGCUGGAGCUCAGAGAGCCGAACCGCACCGCCUCCAUCUUACUGGUGGAUCGGGAUCUUCUCAGCACAUCUAGAUACCGCUGCUCUGUGCAGCAUGAGGGGGGCCCAGUGGAGGCCCCUACAACACAAGAGCUUCCAGCUGCAGCAGCUUCCUGUCCUCCACAGAAACCAGACCAGGCAGAACUGCAGCAACACGCCUUGUCCUUCCAGUCUCAGUGCCGGGUGAAGCUGCUCUGCCUGCUCUACUCAGUGCUGAUAGUGAAGAGUCUGGUGUACUGCAGUGGCCUCUCUCUGCUGAUGGUCCUCAGGAACAAGGGCCCGGACCCCAGAUGAAUCUCUGCUGCUGCUG